Saprolegnia diclina VS20 is the source of this 981-nucleotide messenger RNA. RefSeq lists its product as hypothetical. The coding region runs from base 1 to 981 and encodes 326 amino acids. Gene Ontology annotation, cellular component: nucleus. The transcript has 5 exons. NCBI's taxonomy places the organism in Eukaryota, Oomycota, Saprolegniomycetes, Saprolegniales, Saprolegniaceae. Gene Ontology annotation, biological process: chromatin organization. The record is from RefSeq and is a predicted model, not a curated record.
AUGUCCGACCUCCGCAGAUACGGGUCCUCGGGCGUGCACACCGUCGAAGGCGUCGUCGCUGGCAAGCGCGCGGCGAGCCUCGCCAAGCAGCGUGAGCAGCAGGAGCAGGAGUUCGUGGCCAAGAAGCAGCAGAUCGCGGCCGACAAUGCCCGUGGGUCGCGCAUCGACAAGAGCUUCCUCUCGCACACAGAUGCAUCGUCUGAAGCCGAGUUUAAGCGCCAGACGAUCGGCCUAGUGACUGCUGCAGAGUACCGGAAGCGCCGCGAAGACUGCCUCGCGCCGUCCGAGCCGGCCCUUGAAGCCACUAAGAUGGGGGAUGGGUCGGUGGUCAAGCCAGCACCAAAGAAAAAGAAGAAGAAGGCGACCAUGUCCUUCUCGCUCGACAGCGACGACGAGACGGACGCGCCUGCGAAGCGAAAGAAGCUCAAGUGUCCGUUUGUCGAAACAGCGUUCCUUCCGGACCGGGACCGCGAAGCUGCGCUCGAGGAAGAGAAGGCCGCACUGCAGAAAGAGUGGGUCGAGACCCAAGAUCGCAUCAAGAAGGAGCUUUUGAGCGUGACGUUCAGCUACUGGGACGGCGCCGGGCAUCGGCGCGAGCUAAGCGUCGAGAAGGCGACGCCGAUUGGCAAAUUCCUCGAGCUCGUGCGCAAGGAGCUCGCGGCCGAGUUUCCCGACAUUCGCACCGUGAGCAUCGACGACCUCAUGUACAUCAAGGAAGACCUCAUCAUCCCGCAUCAACUGUCGUUCUACGACCUGAUUGUGACCAAGGCCCGCGGCAAAACCGGCCCGCUGUUCCACUUUGACGUGCACGACGACGUGCGCUUGGUCAACGACGUGCGCGUCGAGAAGGACGAGUCGCAUCCAGGCAAGGUCACCCAUCGCCUGUGGUACGAGCGCAACAAGCACAUCUUUCCCGCGUCGCGCUGGGAAAUGUACGACCCCAACGUGCCCCGACACGCUCCGUACUCCCGCAAGAGCUAG